Messenger RNA from Nycticebus coucang (slow loris), 2330 nucleotides. RefSeq names its product solute carrier family 45 member 2 (gene SLC45A2). Gene Ontology annotation, molecular function: sucrose:proton symporter activity. NCBI's taxonomy places the organism in Eukaryota, Metazoa, Chordata, Mammalia, Primates, Lorisidae. Gene Ontology annotation, biological process: transmembrane transport. The coding region runs from base 420 to 2330 and encodes 636 amino acids. Gene Ontology annotation, cellular component: membrane. The transcript has 7 exons. The record is from RefSeq and is a predicted model, not a curated record.
GCAAACAAGCAGCUGAGUGGCACCACAAAUCGUCACAUGUAUUUUACUCAUUCAAUAAUCCUGUUAGCAAAUAUUUAUUGAAAACUUACUAGGUGUCAGGUGUCAUUCUUACCCUACUGGGUGCUGGGGAUACCAAAUGAGCAAAACCAACCUGAUCUCUUAAGGAGAUCACAGACUGACGUAGGCUAUGGAAUAAACGCAGAACUAUUUAAUUAUAAAACUUAUUAUAAACAAUGAGGGAAACAUCAGGGUACUGUGAGACAGCUAGUGAUUUUAGGACUCCUGAGCUGUGUGUGUAGAAAACUCUGGAGUUAAGAAAAGAUAGAAUAUCUGUGUCUAUGAAGAGUUUAGAAAACAAUAUCAAUUCAUUAAUAUUUUGACUUAAUCCCCGUAUAAUAAAGCUUUAUUAUCUCCAAGCCAUGUGCGAGAUCAUGUGUAAUUUGUAUGUGUGUGAGAGAGAGAGAGUGAGAAAGAAUGGUGCAAAGGAAGGUCCCUUUGAAAAAUCAUUUAAACUCUCGAAGGAGCCCGAGGGCUCACACCAGCUAAUCUCUGUCAUGCUUUCCAGCACCCCCUCUCCUCUCAUCAUAACUUGUGAUCUUAGAGGCAUGAAAGAAUUUGAGCCCCUCCUCCAGCCUGACCAUCUCUGCUGGCUGCUCAGCCAGGCUUCAUGUCCAAUCCAGUUUGAAGCACAAAGCCGAGAACACGCAGGAGGCUGUGGGCCUGAAGGAAGGAAGGUUCCUCACCCGGUGGCCAUGGGUGGUGACAGCGGGCAGGCUGGCUUCCACACCUAUAAAUCUUUAGCUGAGGUUGGCCCCUGUGGCUCCAUGCAGCCGCCUGAGAUGCCCCGGGGCAGACUGAUCAUGCACAGCAUGGCCAUGUUCGGCCGGGAGUUCUGCUAUGCGGUGGAGGCUGCUUACGUGACCCCAGUCCUGCUCAGUGUGGGUCUGCCCAAGAGUCUGUACAGCAUGGUGUGGCUCCUCAGCCCCAUCCUGGGGUUCCUGCUGCAGCCCGUGGUUGGAUCAGCCAGCGACCACUGCCGGUCCAGGUGGGGCCGCCGGAGACCCUACAUCCUCACUCUGGGCAUCAUAAUGCUUUUGGGUUUGGCUCUGUACCUCAACGGGGACACUGUUACAUCAGCUUUGAUUGCUAACCCAAGGAGGAAGCGGGUUUGGGCCAUAAGCAUCACCAUGAUAGGUGUGGUUCUCUUUGAUUUUGCUGCUGACUUCAUUGAUGGGCCCAUCAAAGCCUACUUAUUUGAUGUCUGCUCCCAUGGAGACAAGGAGAGGGGCCUUCACUACCAUGCCCUCUUUACAGGUUUCGGAGGUGCCCUGGGUUACAUUCUGGGUGCCAUAGACUGGACCCAUCUGGAACUGGGAAGAGUCCUGGGCUCCGAAUUCCAGGUCAUGUUCUUCUUCUCUUCCCUGGUGCUCACUCUGUGCUCUAUUAUCCACCUGUGCAGUAUCCCCGAAGCCCCACUUAGAGAUGUUGCAAAGGACCUUCCUCCCCAGCACCUUCUGUUGCCAGAUGGAAAGUACGAGUAUGGUUCUAUCGAGAAAGUUAAAAAUGGUUUUAUAAAUCCAGAGCUGGCAAUGCAGGGAGAAAAAACCCCAAAUCCUGCUGAACAGACUCGUAGAGCAAUGACCAUGAAGUCACUGCUGAGAGCGCUGGUGAGCAUGCCUCCGCACUAUCGCUGCCUCUGCAUCAGCCACCUCCUGGGAUGGACUGCCUUCCUGUCCAACAUGCUCUUCUUCACAGAUUUUAUGGGCCAGAUUGUGUACCAUGGGGAUCCCUACAGCGCACACAACUCCACCGAGUUUCUCAUCUAUGAGAGAGGCGUCGAGGUGGGGUGUUGGGGCUUGUGCAUCAACUCCAUCUUCUCCUCACUUUAUUCUUACUUGCAGAAAACUAUGGGAUCCUACAUUGGAUUAAAGGGUCUUUACUUUCUGGGAUAUUUGCUGUUUGGCCUGGGGACAGGAUUUAUCGGGCUCUUCCCAAAUGUCUACUCCACCCUGGUGCUGUGUGCCAUGUUUGGUGUCAUGUCCAGCACCCUGUACACCGUGCCCUUUAACCUCAUUGCUGAGUACCACCGUGAGGAGGAGGAGGAGAGGCAGCAUGUUCCUGGAGGCGCUCCAGACGGCAGCGGGAGAGGGAAGGGCGUGGAUUGCGCCGCCCUCACCUGCAUGGUGCAGCUGGCACAGAUCCUGGUCGGAGGUGGCCUGGGCUUUCUGGUCAACAUGGCUGGGAGCGUCAUCGUCGUGGUCGUGACAGCCUCCUCCGUGGCACUGAUCGGCUGUUGCUUCGUGGCUCUCUUUGUUAGAUAUGUGGAUUAG